Molecule: messenger RNA, 3118 nt
Organism: Stereum hirsutum FP-91666 SS1
Lineage: Eukaryota; Fungi; Basidiomycota; Agaricomycetes; Russulales; Stereaceae
Product: kinase-like protein
Exons: 17
Coding region: 61-2535 (824 amino acids)
Biological process (GO): intracellular signal transduction; peptidyl-serine phosphorylation
Molecular function (GO): protein serine/threonine kinase activity; ATP binding
Source: RefSeq, a predicted model, not a curated record
UCGGACCUCUAUGCACCUAAUAGCCCGUACCAUCAUCCUCAGAACUACCCACCCUUUCCGAUGACCGGCCCUAGCAAUGUCGUAUCCUACGAUCAGCACCCUACCACGCUCAGAGGAGGAACUCUUCUCCACAAAGGCUUUUACGAUCUGCUCUCCUACAUACCCACACCGUCACCAUCUCGUUUGCUUUGGGGUGAACCGAAACCUGAGGUGGAGACACCACUCGCUGGUCCGAGGUACGAAGAUAUUCGACCGGCCCACAGUUCUCCCCCAGCUAUCCCACCAGCUCCCAUCUUGUCUUCUCAGAGUCCCGACUCCUCUCGGAAACAGUACAAGAGGAUCAGUAAGGACAUGGUCUCGAAACCGACGGGCUUUGUUCAUUUGAUCCAUGCGUCAGACGCAGACCAGGCUGAGGCCUUGCUAACUCGUUGGGGUCCUGACGGGAUGGGAAAGCUCGGUGAUCCCCGUUGGGCCAAUCCGAUCAAGGACCGUAUCCGAGAGACAAACCAAGCUCGCGCUGUCAAUGAGGUCGUUGACGCCUUUCAGCCGACACCUAGCAGGAUUGAGAACGGCAUGGCCACUCUCCGGGUCGUCAAUGGAAUGAGUACGCAGACGUCUAGCACGCUCACCACCGCAGCGCGGGAGAACUUCCGUGCUUCUGGGGCUUACGACGGUCUUCCUGGACGUCCUGGGAACUCCACCAUUCGCUGGGCUGGAGGUUUGAAGGCGCACCCCGAAGGCCACGAGGACGAGAAUGGAGCACCUGAGGACACCGAGUCCAUUCCCGCCCCGAUACCACGUCAACGAGAUAUCAAUCCGUCCCUAGCCACUCUGGAGAAGGCGGUGUCGACUCGAAUCUAUUUCGAGAACCUGUACUUCCCACUCUUUCGCCAUCCUCCUUCUCGUGAGCAGAGACGGAAGGCUAUGGAACGAGAUAUGGUCGCGAUGGGUCUGUCGGAAGACCGUAAGGAGGAACUUCGUCGACGGUGGCUCCAGAACGAGACCGACUACCUUCGCGAGAAGCGCCGCAAGGUAGACGUUAGCGCGUUCAUUAAACUCAAGACAAUUGGUCACGGCGCGUUUGGCGUCGUUUCCCUCGUGAAGGAGCGGUCGACGGGCGGCUUGUACGCCAUGAAACAGUUGAGGAAGACAGAUAUGCUACGUAAAGGCCAGGAAGGUCACGUUCGCGCCGAACGAGACGUUCUCAAGUCUGCGUCUCUGGUCAGCUCCCCUGGAGGCGCCGAAUGGAUCGUUAGACUGCACUACAGUUUUCAAGAUCGCGAUAAUCUUUAUUUGGUCCUGGAAUACAUGGGGGGCGGGGACCUCCUUAAUCUUCUCAUUGAGCGCGACGUGUUUCCAGAAGAUUUCACCCGCUUCUAUGUCGCUGAGAUGGUACUCGCUAUCGAGUCCUGCCAUAGGCACGGCUUCAUUCAUCGGGACAUUAAACCUGAUAACUUCUUGUUCGACCCACAGGGCCACAUCAAAUUAAGCGACUUUGGAUUGGCGACCGACCUCCAUUGGGCACAUGAUACGUCCUACUACGAACAGCAGCGGCUUCACCUCCUUCGGAAGCAUGGAAUCGAUCUCGAAGACAGCCUCGGUGAUGGAACUCGAACGAAACGGAUGGACCGGAAGGAUGUCGAGAUACUGAUGGGCGGUGAUGGCAAAGGCGGUAUCUUCACUUGGCGGGAGAAGAAUCGUCGCAAGGUGGCCUAUUCCGUUUGCGGGACUAACUCAUACAUGUCACCCGAAGUCAUCCGGGGCCAGGGCUAUUCCUACUCCUGCGAUUGGUGGAGUCUUGGUGUGAUCAUGUUUGAGUGUCUUUACGGGUAUCCUCCCUUCGUCAGCAACUCCAGACACGUCACCCGGCAGAAAAUAUUGAAGUGGAAAGAGCAGCUGCGUUUCCCCUCCCGGCCGCGUGUAUCCCAUGAAGGCGUCGAUCUUAUGCAGCAGCUCCUAUGCGAGCCUGAGGACCGCCUCGGCUCACAAGCCUCCUCGUCUGUCAAUCGACCGAACUCGGUGGUGGUGCAGGCGAGGCGGAGCGGUUUUGGCCCGCCGUCUGGCUUUGCGCCUGGUUUUGGUGCGGGCGGUAGCACUGUGGACGGGGCCGAGCUGAUCAAGGCUCACCCCUGGUUCCGGGGCAUUGACUGGCUGAAUAUUCACCGUUACACGCCACCAUACUGUCCUGAUCUCCAAGACCCUGAGGACACCCGGCACUUCGACGACGAUAUUCCCGCGGAGCCUCUCGCGCCCGCGAACGGAGCACCGCCGGACGCCACUCGCGACCCACUGCUGCGGGACAAGAUCCACGGACAAGAGAUCCUCGACGUCCGCAAGGCGCUUGCGUUCGCAGGAUUCACACACAAGAGUCCUCGGGCAGUGACCUACGUCCGCGCGGAUAGAGUCUUCAACCCGGAGCCUGACUCGUAUGGAAGAGAGGACAUCCAGGAGGAUGUUGGGCCGGAGCCGCACAGAGGACGGUCGACGGUAAGAGGGUCCCAGGAAAUCGGGAAGGGGAGGGCGAUCUCGAUGUGAUGAAAGUUAGAUGGAUCGGCGGACUGCUGGGCUGGAGCUCCGACCGCUGAUGAUGCGCGGUUGUUGGGGUGGCAGACGAAAUUAUCAUGACGACGGCGACCCUACGGUCCGUGACGACCCCUUUCCUUUCCAUUUGCUUUUUACUGCCUUCGCUCUUCAUUUUUACGUUGCCGAUGAUGAACUGCUUGAUAUACCGACCAUGACAACCAUUUCCUGUAUUUCCACCGACAUUUUUCACCCUGGAUAGGCGCUACAUUCUACACACGGUUGUACGAGCAGCAGUUGAAGUCUUUUGUAUGGACAUAUCCCUAUUUUGUGUGUUUUUGUUCUCGCUAGUGCUCGAGCUCCUUGCUUGUUUUUCUCUUUAUUCUUUGUGUGCUAAUCCGUACAGUAUCACCUCCACUUCUAUGUCCGCCAUCUACGUAUUGUACCUCCCGGAUUCCUUCAUCUCUGCGUCACCUUCCAUUCUGCUCCACGAUGAUGUUACCCCACCCUGCUUUGCUACACGAACGACAGCAUAACAUGACCAGGAUAUAUACUAGGCUCUGUCUGUAUGUUCCGGUUUCCCACAGCCUUGUCCCGC